Molecule: messenger RNA, 303 nt
Organism: Diversispora eburnea
Lineage: Eukaryota; Fungi; Glomeromycota; Glomeromycetes; Diversisporales; Diversisporaceae
Source: the annotation of a GenBank genome assembly
AUGCAAAAAAUACAAUGUAAUGAUACGAACAAAAAUCAAAUUAUUGAAGAAAUAACAAAUGUGGAAGAAAAUGAAGAAAAUGAAAAAUUAAACAAAAAUCAAAGAAAUAAUAACAUAAUUAACUGGACAAAAGUAGAAAAGAAUAAAAAUAAAGAAAAAGACAAAAAAAAAGUAUUGUUUAAUGAAUUUAAUACAAAUGAACAGGAAGAAAUAGAAUCAAUCACCUCUUUCAAAAUAGAGAAUGAUUAUCAAACUGGUUGGUGCAAUGUUCUAGGUGCAAAAAAAUAUAAACUCUGGAUCUAG